AUGCUGAGCCUGAUAUGUUUUGCAUCAGCAUCAGAUCCGAAAUUUGAUCCCUCCACGAGGAUGCGCCUGGUGCUGGUGCCAGCGGAUGCAGCCGUGGGUAGCGUGAUAUAUCGCAUUCGUGCGACUGACGAGGAGUUCGAUUAUCCACUAACAUUUGAACUCCUCGGCGACGCCUCGUCAUCAACAGUGCAAAUUGAAUCACUGCCAUGCACAAAGUACAAUUCUGUGUGUCAGGCGAACGUGAUCCUUACCAGACGCCUCGAACCUGGCAGAUACUAUGACUUUCAGAUCUCAGUCAAGGACACGCGCGGAGGAAUGGCCUCGCAGAGUUGCUCAAUAACGGCAACGAACUUCACCACACCGCACGAUGUCAUCUUUCCGCACAAGCCCGGCAUCAUCAUGAUUCCCGAGGACGCCAAGCGAGGCACAGAGUUGGAUUAUGUAAUUGCGCGCAAAAAUCCGCUCUUCCCAAAGCACGUCUACUUGGAAUUGUGGGGUUCCCCACUAUUUGCCAUUCGACAAAAAAUUGUUCCUCCCGAGAUGACCGAAGGCACGAUCUUCUUGCUUGGGCCGCUCGACUUUGAGAAGCAGUCCAUGUAUCAUCUCACAGUGUUGGCUAAUGAUCCUUACGCAGAGCCUGGACAGGAUUCCAGAAAUAUAGCAGGUCUGGAAAUUGUGAUUAUUGUGGAGGAUGUUCAGGAUGUCCCACCAAUUUUUACCAUGGCACCACCAGUCACUCGUCUUCCAAAUGGACUUCUGCCCGGAGAUAAGAUCCUACAAAUUCAAGCCGAGGAUGGCGACAAGGGUGUUCCUCGUGCAAUUCGCUAUGGCCUCGUGUCGGAGGGAAAUCCGUUCACAUCUUUCUUUGAUAUAAAUGAUACAACAGGUGUAAUCACCCUGAUGAGGCCAUUGGAUGAAAUUGCCGCUAUUACUCACAUCGGAGAUCCUGUCUUGCUAACAGUUAUUGCCGAGGAAGUUAAGGUCAUGCGUGAUGAACCACCCGCAAUGGCUUCGACGGUUCAGCUGGCCUUCCUCCUUCCAGAGCGCGAAAAUGCACCACCGUACUUCGAGAAUGACCAGUGA
Messenger RNA from Phlebotomus argentipes, 1083 nucleotides. RefSeq names its product cadherin-86C-like. Gene Ontology annotation, biological process: homophilic cell-cell adhesion. The transcript is spliced from 6 exons. Gene Ontology annotation, cellular component: catenin complex; membrane. The coding region runs from base 1 to 1083 and encodes 360 amino acids. The record is from RefSeq and is a predicted model, not a curated record. Lineage: Eukaryota; Metazoa; Arthropoda; Insecta; Diptera; Psychodidae. Gene Ontology annotation, molecular function: cadherin binding; calcium ion binding.